Messenger RNA from Onychomys torridus (southern grasshopper mouse), 811 nucleotides. It is a transcript of the gene Cend1, whose product is annotated as cell cycle exit and neuronal differentiation 1. Gene Ontology annotation, biological process: cerebellar Purkinje cell differentiation; cerebellum development; cerebellar granular layer maturation. NCBI's taxonomy places the organism in Eukaryota, Metazoa, Chordata, Mammalia, Rodentia, Cricetidae. Bases 231 to 680 code for a protein of 149 amino acids. The record is from RefSeq and is a predicted model, not a curated record. The transcript has 2 exons.
GGUCCUGCGCCCAGAGUGGUGCAUUGUGGGAAACUCCUGAGCACUCCUCGGUAUCCGCAGCCGCCGCCCGCUGUCAUCCAGCCCGCGAAGCGAAUGCGCAGAGAGAAGCUGGAGGCCCAAAGGAAGACACCCGUAUAAUGCCCAGAGGUGAGCUGUCCUGAGACACUGUGAUCCAGCCACCUGCCAGUCCCACAAACCCCAAACCAGCUGACGUGACGGCACAAAUUCUCAUGGAGUCCCGAGGAAAAUCAGCAAGCAGCCCCAAGCCAGACACCAAGAUGCCUCAGGCCACAGCUGAGGCUAAGGCCACUCCAGCUGCUGAUGGGAAAGCCCCCUUGACCAAGCCUGUGAAGAAGGACGCCCAAACAGAGAAGCAGGAGCAACCAGCAGCCUCUGGGCCAGCUACUACCAAGAAGACACCGGCCAAGGCAGACCCUGUACUUCUCAACAAUCACAGCAACCUGAAGCCAGCCCCUGCAGUACCUGCAGCUCCCAGCAGUCCUGAUGCAACCUCAGAGCCAAAGGGUCCUGGGGAUGGGGCAGAGGAGGAAGAGUCUAACACUGGAGGCCGAGGUCCCUGGCCUUGUGAGAACUUGACCCCUUUGCUAGUGGCUGGGGGUGUGGCCGUGGCCACCAUGGCCCUAGUUCUUGGUGUGGUCUUCCUAGCCCGGAAAAAAUGAUGCCUGGUGUCCAGGUGGGGGCACAGAACCACUUUCUGUACAGACCUGAAUAUAUAGUGCAUGCAAGGUCCUAGAUACUUAUCUAUACAUACACACAAAUAUCUCUCUCUCUCUCUCUCUCUCUCUCUCUC